GGGACGAUCCAGCUUGGAUUUUCUGGAUGGAUGGCGUAGGCAUCGGCGGCACGGCGGAAACUCGCAUGAGCACUCACCUUCCAGCUGUUUGGUGCACAAGUUGAACCACUGCAGUUGCACUACUGCGAAAGCUCGAAAUACAUCGUGCUAUUGCGUGUCCAUUCAUCCGUCACCUCUCUAAAGACAAUUUUCAACAUGGGGAGGACGGUAGCUUACGAUGAUCAUGUUCAGAAACUCAUAAGCGAACUCGUCCAAGUGAAGAACUCGUUGACAGUUGGUGUAAUCAUCGGACAGAGCACGCAACAGCGAGACAUUGUAGUACACAUUGCCAAUACGCCCAAGAAGGAUGAUGAAGAGUUACAGGAGGAAGGCGACGUAAAACAGUCGCAUAAGUCCCUCGGCGCCCAAGCAGACAUUGAGGAGGCCUGGAUCUGCCAACAUGCCAAGCAGGUAACACGCAUGCUUCCUGGAGGCAUGGAUGUUCUAGGUCUGUUUGCUGUGGGCACUCCAGAAGAGUUAGCAGCUGCUCAGCCCAAGCUUAGGCAGGUGCUGUUUGCUGUAUUUAAAGUCAUUGCUAAGGACCAGAAAAUGUCACUUAACUCGGAGAUGUCGGAUCGGAUCCAGCUUCAGAUCUGCACUUUGACAAGGAAGAUAACAUGCAAAACAUUUGAUGUAACUGACCACAAGUGCUCUGCACGGCCUGCUGAUUGGAAGCCUGCAGUGGGGCCGAGUGCAUGGCAUCGACUGGAGACAUCACUGAGCCUGGACCUGUGGGUUGCCCUUAGCGAAGAACGCUGCCGUCAGGGGCUUUUGCGACAGAUCCAAGUGGGUUUGGAGCCUUUCAUGCGAGGCCUGCAUGAUGCCCGGGCCCUACUCAACGGGGAAGCCCGGCCUCCCGAUGAACCCUUGGCCGCUGCCACAGACAGGCGCCGCUCCCCACGUGCUGCCAAGGAUGCCCCCCAGAGCCUGUAUCUUGUUGAUCUGCUGUUGCCUCUGGAUUGUGGCAAUGGUGGGUGUUCUCCUGGUGGCCAAGUGCAUGGACCAACAUCUUGUGGAGCCAGUAUGUCCAUUGCAGGGACCAUACAGUGUCGAGGAUUUGUUCAUGCCAAAGCCACUGUUCAGGAAGCUGUCAAGGCCAUCAAGCAAGAUGUCUAUCGGAGUAUCACAUCAAGAUGCGAGAUACAGUGUGAAGACAUGCUACUUAUUGAAGAUGAACAGCAUGACCCUUCACUGGUUCAUGAGCUCCCAAAGAGAGUGUUUGCACCUUUGGGUGACCGUGGCUUGACCCUGUGCGACUACAUCUUCCAUGGGGAUGCAGCUUGUGACUCCCUGGAGGCCCUUCAAGAACUGCUUGGUCUUGAUGUUUCUGCAGGAGACAUCGAGCUUGACACAGAGCACUCACCAGAAAGCAACCAGCAAGUUAUUGAUGGCGUUGAGACAGCGGAAAUUAUUACAGAGGCCACAGAACAGCUUUCAAGAGGACGCAACAUGCUCAUUCCAAUUGCAAGUGCCGCCAUUGCUGCUCUUGGUGCUGGCAUUUCUUACUUGCUGCUCCAGGACUGAGACGCAGUUCAUGAUGGCUGAGUGCCCAUUUGUGUUCCAUCAUCCUUACAAGUGGCUGAUGUACAGAAUAAAAUACUCUCAAUAUGUUA
This is a messenger RNA of Rhipicephalus sanguineus (brown dog tick), 1652 nucleotides long. RefSeq names its product protein odr-4 homolog. NCBI's taxonomy places the organism in Eukaryota, Metazoa, Arthropoda, Arachnida, Ixodida, Ixodidae. Gene Ontology annotation, biological process: intracellular protein localization. Gene Ontology annotation, cellular component: endomembrane system. The record is from RefSeq and is a predicted model, not a curated record. The coding region runs from base 196 to 1563 and encodes 455 amino acids. The transcript is spliced from 11 exons.